Messenger RNA from Alligator sinensis (Chinese alligator), 1643 nucleotides. RefSeq names its product small glutamine rich tetratricopeptide repeat containing beta (gene SGTB). The record is from RefSeq and is a predicted model, not a curated record. Gene Ontology annotation, biological process: post-translational protein targeting to endoplasmic reticulum membrane. The transcript has 11 exons. Gene Ontology annotation, molecular function: protein binding; molecular adaptor activity. Lineage: Eukaryota; Metazoa; Chordata; Crocodylia; Alligatoridae. Bases 275 to 1159 code for a protein of 294 amino acids. Gene Ontology annotation, cellular component: membrane; TRC complex.
GGUGAAGUUCAAAAGCUUGCAAAAUGUCAUCUGUCAAACGCCUUGUAUAUGCAGUCAUCCAUUUCCUGAGAGAACAGAGUCAGCUGGAUACUUUCACUUCAGAUGAACAAGAAAGUUUGGAAGAGGAUGAACUACGUUGAAAUUCAGUGGGAUAAUGUAUUUUUCUUUCACCUCAAAAGAUUGUAAUUGAAGUCUGAAAUAAUUGGCUUGAUGGUCCCCUUUAUUUCAUUGGGAGGAUGAACGACACUCAGUUUACCACAGUUUUGUUUUCUUCAUGGAUAAUGUCAGGAAGAAGAAUAAAACCUACAUCCUACAUUAUUCUUCUAGAAUAAAAGAGGACCCUAUUGCGAUUCAGUGUUUGGAGACCGUUUUUAAGAUUAGCCUAGAAGAUACUCAUCUUGCAGCACCUCAGCAUUUGAUAGAGAUGUUCACAAAUUCUUUUCACAAGAAUGACUUGCUGCCUCUCUCAGAUCCUUUGCCAGAAGAUGUUGAAAAGGCUGACCAGCUGAAGGAUGAAGGUAAUAAUCACAUGAAAGAAGAAAAUUAUGGUGCUGCAGUGGAUUGUUAUACACGGGCCAUAGAACUGGAUCCAAAUAAUGCAGUCUAUUACUGCAACAGGGCUGCUGCUCAAAGUAAGCUCAGCAAGUACAAUGAAGCAAUAAAGGAUUGCAAGAGGGCAAUAGCAAUAGAUCCAAAAUACAGCAAAGCAUAUGGAAGAAUGGGGUUGGCUCUGACCUCAAUGAAUAAAUAUGAAGAAGCAAUUACCAGUUACCAAAAAGCAUUGGAUCUUGAUCCAGAAAAUGACUCUUACAAGUCAAAUUUGAAAAUAGCAGAACAGAAGCUAAGAGAUAUGUCCAGUCCUACAGGAACUGGAUUAAGUUUUGACAUGGCAAGCUUGAUAAACAACCCUGCUUUCAUUAGUAUGGCAGCAAGCUUAAUGCAGAACCCUCAAGUUCAACAAUUAAUGUCAGGGAUGAUGUCAAAUGCCAUUGGUGGUCCUGCUGCAGGUGUAGGUGGCCUAACUGACUUGUCAAGCCUCAUACAUGCGGGACAACAGUUUGCACAACAGAUACAGCAACAGAAUCCAGAGCUUAUAGAGCAACUGAGAAAUCAUGUCCGGAGCAGAUCUUUCAGUGGGAGCACUGAAGAGCAUUCCUGACUUAAAGAAGGCAUGUGUUUAUAGAACUCAAAAGAUAUAUUGUAGUUAGUAGCAAAAACACCAUUGUAACUAUUCUGCUUGGAAAAUCUUGUGUGUGUUCUGUAAACAAUAAUAAAUCUGUUAAACAGAUCCAUUGCACACAAAUUUGAACAUAUCAUGAAUGUAUAGUGAAUCCUUUGUAAAUUAAUACAUAGUAAAUAGAAUAAGUGACUUAUGAAAAUCUCUGCAUAUAAAUUGUUAUCACUUUCAGGCUGUGUGUUAGAAUGAUCUCCAGGGCUGCUGAGUGGGGAGAUAGGAAUAUUGCUUUGUUGGUUGCUGCCAUACUUGCAUAGUAAUUUAGUUCUAAAACUUACAUAAUAAGGGGUACAUUGAUAAUGAAGAUGUGGAUGGCUCUGCUGCGAAACAAUAGCCUAAGCAGGCUGCCUUCUCUAUGUGACAUUCCUGUGGAGAUUAUGGAGUUCAAUGUAGAUGUGAAAAACUUACC